Pipistrellus kuhlii (Kuhl's pipistrelle) is the source of this 2863-nucleotide messenger RNA. It is a transcript of the gene FANCG, whose product is annotated as FA complementation group G. The record is from RefSeq and is a predicted model, not a curated record. Gene Ontology annotation, molecular function: protein binding. The coding region runs from base 696 to 2585 and encodes 629 amino acids. NCBI's taxonomy places the organism in Eukaryota, Metazoa, Chordata, Mammalia, Chiroptera, Vespertilionidae. Gene Ontology annotation, biological process: interstrand cross-link repair. Gene Ontology annotation, cellular component: Fanconi anaemia nuclear complex. The transcript is spliced from 15 exons.
UGAUGGUGUCUUUGUAACAUAAGAGUUUUUUCAUUUUAAUGAAGUCUAACCUCCCAUUUAUGUGUGUUAAUGGUCGCAGAUGGUUUUUGUUUGUUGCAUACAGAUGUCCAAGUCUCCUGGCUCCAUUUGCUGGAAGGAUUUGGGCCGGUACUAUACCUGUGAGCAGCAGAGCAGGCUGUACAAACACAGGGCCAGGACGCGCUGUCCGCAGUCAGACUGCAGGCAGUUGAGCCGGCGGUGACGAGAGUGUUGAUGCUCCAUGGUGAACAGAAAAAAGAUGGCCCGAUUACCCAGGGCCUUGGUCUCCAGCCCGUUCCUUUUGGAGACGAUUUCUUCUCCAGCUUCUCUCGGCGGGACUACAAUUCCCAGAAUGCACCGCGCGGCCUGCCGUCCGCCGCGGGAGGGGAAACCGGCGAACCUGGAAGUGUGGCUGCGAGGGAAGCGCUCCCGCGGGCUCUGAUUUCAAUAUCGACUUCUUAAGGCCUCGGCGCGAGGGUCCAGCUGGUGGAACGGCGAGCGGUGGAACUCCUCUCUGAGACACGCCUCUGCCUUCCUCCCCGGCCUGUGGGGAAUCGUUUAUUUUUCGAGUUUCCCGCGGGGGAGUGUGCCUCCAAGGCCACCAACAGCAGCUGAGAGUCUGGCCGGCCCGGCCAACUAGAGGCGGCGAGGCCCCCUCCAGGUCUCCGGGCCCAGCCAUGUCCCAUCAGACCCCUCUGGGCUCCUCAGGGCCACAAGCCAACUGCCUGGGCCUGUGGAGGGAGAAGAACGACCAGCUAGUUCGACAGGCCAAGGUGGCUGAGCACCUGGGCCUGUCACCCAGGCGACAGAAGUUGGCUCAAGAUGCGCUGGAAGGGCUCAGAGGACUCCUCCACAGUCUGCAGGGACUCCCUGCAGCUGUUCUUGUUCUCCCCUUGGAACUGACUGUCAUCUGCAACUUCAUUACCCUGAGGGCCAGCCUGGCCCAGGGCUUCACUGAGGACCAGGCACAGGAUAUCCAAAGGGGCCUGGAGAGAGUGCUGGAGACCCAGAAACAGGUGGGGCCCAAGCUAGAAUGUGGGCUCGGGCUCAGGGGCCUGUGGAACUCCGUCCUCCAUGCUGCCUCCCUUCCGCCGGAGCUGCUCCCUGCCCUGCACCACCUGGCUGGCCUGCAGGCUGCCCUUUGGCUGAGCACGGACCAUCUUGGGGACCUGACCCUGCUGCUGCAGACCCUGAAUGGCAGCCAGAAUGGGUCCUCUGAGGAUCUGCUGCUCCAUCUAAAAACUUGGAGCCCCCCAGCUAAGGAACCAGAUGACCCACACACCCUGCAGGGUGCCCAAGGCUUGAGGGAUGUUCUUCUGACAGCAUUUGCCUACCGCCAAGGCCUCCAGGAGCUGAUCGCAGGAAACCUGCCCAGGGCACUGAGCAGCCUGCAUGAAGCAGCCUCAGGUCUAUGCCCACGGGCUGUGCUGGUCCAGGUGUACACAGCGCUGGGGACCUGUCUCCGAAAGAUGGGCAACCCACAGAGAGCUAUGCUAUACUUGAUUACAGCCCUGAAGGGGGGAUUAAUCUGUGGUCCCCCGCUUCUGGAGGCCUCUAGGCUGUAUCAGCAACUGGGGAACACAGCAGCAGAGCUGGAGAGUCUGGAGCUUCUGGUUGAGGCCCUGAGUGUCACUCCUAGCUCUGAAGCCCCCCGUUUUCUUAUUGAGGUAGAGCUGCUACUCCCACAACCUGACCCAGCCUCCCCCCUUCGCUGUGGCACACUGAGCCAGGUCAAACACCUGCUAGCAAGCCGAUGUCUGCAGACGGGAAGGACAGAGGAUGCUGCCGAGCAUUACUUGGAUCUACUGGCCCUGUUGUUGGAUGGCUGGGAGCCAAAGUUUUCUCGGCUCCCCUGCCCUCAAGGACUGUGCAUGCCUGAGAUAUUCUUGGAGGCAGCAGCAGCACUGAUCCAGGCAGGCCAAGCUCAGGAUGCUUUAACCAUAUGUGAGGAGCUGCUACGCCGAACAUCAUCUCUGCUUCCAAAAAUGCCCUGGCUGUGGAAAGAUGCCAGAAAAGGAACCAAGGAGUCACCACACUGCCCACCCUGGGUCUCUGCCGCCUACUUGCUUCAGGGACAAGCCUGGGUGCAACUAGGAGACUCGAAACAAGCAAUUAGUGAAUUUAGCCGGUGCCUUGAGCUGCUCUUCCGGUGCAUACCUAAGGAUAAAGAACAAGGGCCUGCUUCCAACUGUGAACAGGGGUGGUGUAUGUCAGACGAGGCACUACAACAGCUUCGGGCAGCUGCCCUGAUUAGUCGUGGACUGGAAUGGGUGGCCAGUGGCCAGGAUACCAGAGCACUACAGGACUUCCUCCUCGGUGUGCAGGUGUGUCCAGGUAAUGGAGACGCUUCACUUCACCUGCUUCAGACUCUGAGGAGACUGAAUCGGAGGGAUGAGGCCACUGCUCUUUGGCGGAAGCUGGAGGCCCAAACUAAGUUGCCACAGGAGAACGCUACAUGGUCUCUCCCCCUGUACCUUGAAACCUGUUUGAGCUGGAUUCGUCCUCCUGACCAUGAAACCCUUCUUGAAGAUUUUCGGACAUCUCUGCUGGAGCCUUGUAACCAGUAGUUGCCAAGUUUAGAAGAAUCCGAGCUGGGGUCCUAGUGGGCCAUCUUUCUGUGGGGAGGGCUUUCUGCUUUACCCUCCUUGGGGAAUGUGUCUGGAGCUGACCAUUCCCAUAUAAGUCCAGCUUUUGAAAGGUUGAUGAUAUUCCUGAAAAAAAUUUUGACCUAGUUAUUGCCAUCUGGUUCCUGAGAUACCCCUCCCCCCAACAAGGCAUUGACUUUGCUCAAAGCACCUUUUCCCCUGUUUCCCCUUUGCUUGUGUUGAGUAAAAUCUCAUAUCUA